AUGGCGUUCCGGUCAAAUAUGGAUCGUAUGCAGACAAUGCAUCUCAUGUGUAAACGAGAACUUGAGCAGCUUCAGGCGAAUUUGUCUAGAUUUUUAAUCGAUAGUGAAGUUGUAAUGAGAAAUGAAAUAUUUAAAAAUUCUCGAAAGGAAUCUGGCUUCCCAUUGCAUGGCAAUGUGUUUGCGCUAAUGGCCUACGACCGAUACAUGUCUCGCGUGGCUUCCGUAACAAACUUGGCGCGGAAAUUUAACAUCCACUUACAACUGCAUAAUUUGAAUAAAAUCUUGACUGGUGGUGAUGUUGGCUUAAACAUGCCACAGGAUUCUUAUUUACUCGAGGAAUUCGUUGAAUGGCAUAAGGCGUUAAGGGACAACGAUGGGUGUCAAGAUUAUGGUGGAGACUGGGAACAUUAUCGUAGUAAUGAAGAUGAGGAGUCGACCGCUGCAUUAGCGUUGGAUGAUCCCAUAACCACUGAUAAUAAAGUCAAAGUAUGCGACGCAAGGUUUCCGUUUGCUCGUAAAAUAACUUUUGCCAGACCAGAAUCAUUGACGUUGGAAGCAUUGCCGUCAUGUGUGCAAUUGCGGGAUUUGUCUGGAUUCGUCGCUGGAUAUCACUUUGCAGCUUUUAUAACGUACAUCGAUAAUAUAGACACAUUAACCUUUUAUGCUUGCCAAAUGCGUAACGAUAUGCUCUACGAGCUAAGUAACAUGCUUAAUCUGCCCAAGAGCGUUCGAAUGCCUCCAACGAAUGUUGUUUUUGGUAUUUCUAUUAACAGUAAGAGCAUUUUACGAGCAGUAAUACAAACUCCUGAAUGUGUAUCUCAUGGUAGUACCGAGGAUAACAUACAUGUGCUACUCAUCGAUUAUGGCGAGCUUGUGCCUUUGAAUAGCAAUGAGGUGCAGUUUUAUGAUUUACCGAAAAUGUAUAGGGAUUUGCCGGCACAGGCUAUAAAAUGUAUACUCUUGGGAGUAAAAGAUGCAUUCGAAGGAUGCAAGCAGACAGAUGCAUUAUUAUUGGGCAAAAAGUUGAGAAAAUAUGAAUUUAAGGAAGUCACUUUUGAAGUGGUUCGAAAAACGGGCCGGGUUUUAUACGUAUACAUUAUUGAAAGUCGAGAAAUCGAAAAUUUACCAGCAGAGAAUAAGAAAAGAAAGAACGUAUCAAAUAACCCGUUUGUAAAUUCUUUUGAUGAAAAUUCCAAUAGUGAUGAUCCACCACAGAAACCAAAAUUUGGCAGCAAUAACAAUUUGAAAUUUCUGCUAACCCCUCGCAUAGAUGAGAUCUCCAAAGAUGACUUAAUUCAAUUGGAAGUUAUCCAUAUUGCUGGACCUGAUUGUUUCUACGGCCAAAUUCUCAAAGACAAGACUGAACAAUUGGAACAAUUAUUCUGGAAUACCGACGAAAUAUUACUGGAGCAAAAGUUGACUGAACCACCGAAAUUAGGUGAUGUAAUAUUGGCGCAGUAUGCAAAGGACGAAUUUUGGUAUCGUGCCAAGGUCAUUGAUAUGAUUGAUGACGGUACUUUCAAGGUAUUUUAUGUAGAUUAUGGCAAUACAGAAAUGGUACCACUGAAGAGUAUGGCAAGUUGCAACCAUGAGCAGGAAGUGGAACCGUUUCGCGCAGUUCUUUGUCGUUUAGAUGGUGUAAUCGAUCUAACCAACGGUGAUAAGUCACGCUUCGAGCAAGCUGUGCAAAUGUUAGUGGUUACGUUAUUGAAUCAACGUUUCGAAGUGCAGGUCAUACAAAAAAUUAACGAUGACGAAUUAACUGUACGUUUAUUGGAUAAGGAAUUUGCCGAAACAACACAAAUGCUGGUCAAUUUGGGAUUUGCUAAGCAAAUAUGAAGAGCGUACAUACAAACAGAAUUUAUGUUAUCGUUUUCGUGUGUAAAACUUAAGACAAAGUUAUGUUUAACUUUUUAUUUGUAUUACAGACGAGUG
This is a messenger RNA of Rhagoletis pomonella (apple maggot), 1935 nucleotides long. RefSeq names its product tudor domain-containing protein 1-like. Bases 1 to 1839 code for a protein of 612 amino acids. The record is from RefSeq and is a predicted model, not a curated record. Lineage: Eukaryota; Metazoa; Arthropoda; Insecta; Diptera; Tephritidae. The transcript has 3 exons.